UGGGUAGCUCUCUUCAAAAGAACAUUUCUAAAGAUUUCUUCACCUGUAUUUUGCAUUAUACGGCUUCGUGGUGGAAACGUCCUUCGCGGUACUUUUCCUCUAACAGUAGCCUGUUUGUUCUUAAAUUGUAACGAGAGGGUAAAGUAUGCGUCGGUUGAAAGUUAAAGUAGUAGGGGACGGCGGAGUUGGAAAGACCUCCUUUCUCAUUCGUUGGUACAAAGAGAACUUUCCUUCGGAAGAUGAUAUACCGUUAUUUCCAGGACGGGAACGGGUUUUACCUUCUGUGCAAGAUCCUUUCUUCACGAACAUGACUGUGGACCGAGUAAGCUAUGUGCUAACUUUCUGGGACACAAUUUGUGGAGCUGAUUACCUAAAAUUUCGACCCAUGGAAUACGAGGAGACUGAUGUAUUUCUCGUGUUUUUCGACAUCUCGAAUCCUAGCUCUUUCCAAAACGUCUCUACCGUCUGGGUGCCUGAAUUGAAGCAUUACAUGCCCUCCACUCCAAUCCUCGUCGUUGGAAACAAAACAGAUUUGCGCAAAACAUGCAAUUCUCCUGAUGGCAUGAUUACAAUUACAAAGGGGCAUGAACUUGCAGAGAGAUUGGGUACCUGUUACUGUGAAAGCAGUGCAGACACGGGAGACGGUGUGCACAAUGUGAUCCAUACAGCAGUGGGUUUGGCCAUUCAGAACCAAAAUCCCCCAAAGAUCAAGUUGAAUUUUAAAGUUUUCCAGUGGAGGGGAAAGACACCAAAAGUCUUACGACAUGGGCCAGAACCACCUGUGUUAUCUCCACCAGAUCCAAUGCCACAAGUGAAAGUUCUUCCUUCCACAUUCACUGAUGAUAUGAAGAAGAUGUACAGAGAUGAAUCAGGGAAUUCAGAUAUCAAACUCCUGUUCAAUUCAAACAAUCACCCACUUGGUGCACAUAAAAUUAUCCUCAGUGUAGGUUCUACAGUCUUCCGCGAUUUCUUUUUGAACAAUGGUGAAGAAGUUGAACUGAGUAGAUUGCUUAGUAAUACUGAUUCCUGUUCAUGUCUUACUGCCAAGGAAAGCAGGCCAAACACCGGAAAAAAGAGCAGUGCAAAAGACAUGCUUCACUUGUCUACAAACCUUCCCAAUUCAGUUUCAAAUCACCAAAGCUUGUCUCCUUCACCAAACUUGGAGAGAAAGUCUAAAACAGGAAGACCAAAGAAUUGCUUACAUUUCAAUAACAGUGUUUCAGGCAGAGCUUUUCAACAUGUUCUAGAGUUUCUCUAUACGGGUUCACCAAACAUUUCUUCUGAUACUGAUGAGGCACUGUUAACCAAAGUCAUGAGUCUAUCUCACAGGUUGCAUAUUCCUUGGCUGGGGCAAAUCUGUGAGAAUAUAACAAAUGGGGAGAGCUACCUUAUUCCAAGCAUGGUCGCUAUUCUUCAUGAGGAAAGAAGCAAAAUUGUAAAGGAGAACUUUGUCAACAAGCCACACUUUUCUGAUGUCAUUUUUCAUGUGAAGAAUACCAUAUUUUAUGCUCACAGAGCUGUGUUGAUGGCAAGGUCUGAGGUCAUGGCAGCCAUGUUUGGUGGUGGGUUCAGUGAACGUGAUAGCCUUGAGGUGACCAUCAAGGUAACAACAGGGAAGAGUUUCAUGGCACUACUGGUGCACUUGUACACUGAUACAUUACCUACUGACAUGUCUGUUGGUGACUUCAGGGAACUUCUGGUGCUUGCUGACAGGUUUUGCCUGUCGCAGCUUAUUUCAGUCUGUGAAAAUGCUAUUAUAGAUAGAAUUGGGGUGGAGAUUAAGAAGAAACGAAUGACAUCUGCGAAGUGUAACGACAUCAUUAACUUGCUUCUCACUGGACAGGCUCAUAAUGCUCCUCAGUUGGCAAGGUGGUGCUUGUAUGUGAUCACAACAAACUACCCCGACUUUGAAGCCUGUGAUGAUUUUGAUCUCAUUAAGGGUGACAAUCGAAGGCACAUCCUGGAACAUCGCUGGCCACCGCUCUCCUAUCUGAAAGAAUUGGAAGAGUUCAAGAGGAAGACUGGGAGAACAUAAAAUAUUGAAUAGAACAUACGAAUAACUAAUUGAUACUGAGAUAAGUGAUGUCAACCAUUUAACUCCCAAGAUCCAUUGAGAAAUUCUUCCCUCCAACUUUAUUACAUUUCCUUUUAAUUUAAAUAUGGGAAUUUGGUGUCAUAUCAAGAUAAACCUUGUGGCUGAUAUGCUUUACUAUUCUCAUAAGCUGUUCACAAAAUAAUGAUUUGAAGUCAUUAGAAGUUACAUGUUUAUAACAUACUGAAUUCUGAAUUUAAUAGGCUCCUAUGAAUGUAAUUCAGAUAUUAAUUUUUUAACAGAUUCAAACAUAACAGUCAACUAGGAUACAAUGUAGUCAUGUUAUCUCAGUCAGUUCUAGGAAAUCCAACCUUGAGGUAGCUUUCCAAGUAUGAGAUUGUACUAGUAUUGGUAUACAAGUGCAACAUUGCCAUGGAUGUUUCGAAACCUUAAUUUCUGAAAAAGUCGUCGUGCAACCAAAGAUUUGUGCUAAAGGACUAUUUUGCUAGGAGUUGGGCCAACUGUUCAUAUAGUUGACAUGUUGAUCAUUAGAUGGGUCUCUAGCAGA
Pocillopora verrucosa is the source of this 2600-nucleotide messenger RNA. NCBI's taxonomy places the organism in Eukaryota, Metazoa, Cnidaria, Anthozoa, Scleractinia, Pocilloporidae. The record is from RefSeq and is a predicted model, not a curated record.